Drosophila rhopaloa is the source of this 369-nucleotide messenger RNA. Its product is annotated as GATA zinc finger domain-containing protein 8-like. The coding region runs from base 1 to 369 and encodes 122 amino acids. The record is from RefSeq and is a predicted model, not a curated record. The transcript is spliced from 2 exons. Lineage: Eukaryota; Metazoa; Arthropoda; Insecta; Diptera; Drosophilidae.
AUGGCGGGGAUGGAGACGGCGGACAAACUCCGAGUGAUCCAGGAAAAGGUCCGAAAGAAUCUGGAGACAGCCUAUGACCGAAGCCGCAAGCGAUAUGACCAACGGGCUCGAAACUUCAUGGCCAAGCCAGGUCGGAGUACUAUGAACGAUGCCGUUUACAAAUUUGUCAAUAGUUGCACUGAAGCAACUGGACAGUCAAACACCGUCCUAUAUUUCAAGAACUAUCCACAGCGCGGCUCAAAUCGCGGACGUGGAAAUUAUAGAGGUAAUUUUCGUGGUAAUCACAAUAACUACAACAACAAUAACUAUAACAACAAUUACCAAAAUAACAAUGGACCAAAGCGAUGUCAGAAUAACCCAAAAUACUAA